Molecule: messenger RNA, 1689 nt
Organism: Leishmania major strain Friedlin
Lineage: Eukaryota; Euglenozoa; Kinetoplastea; Trypanosomatida; Trypanosomatidae
Exons: 1
Coding region: 1-1689 (562 amino acids)
Biological process (GO): nuclear-transcribed mRNA poly(A) tail shortening; regulation of DNA-templated transcription
Cellular component (GO): P-body; CCR4-NOT core complex
Source: RefSeq, a predicted model, not a curated record
AUGGCGAACCGCUUUAACCCGCAUCAGCACCCGAUGCAACCGCCCGGUGAUGGCAACCAGGCGCAGUCCUUCUUCUACCACCCUGCAAGCACACAGCAGCAGCAGGUUUAUCAGGGCUACCCCCAAGGCUUCCCGCCGCUUCACCUCAUGGCACCGCAGCAGCAGAUGCAGUUCUUGCAGACCCUCAACGAAGCGCAACGUCGCCAGGCGCUGCAGCAGCAACAGCAGCAGCAGCAACAAGAGAUGAAGAACCGCGCUGGCGGUGGCCUUGCGCAGCAGCAGCAGCAGCAGCAGCAGCACCCUGGCUUUACUCGCCUGUCGGCCGCUGAGCUGCUGUUGCUGCAGCAGCAGCAGCAGCAAAAUCAAGAGCGGGAGCUGAGGCAGCGGCUUGGCCUACCGGAAGGUGCGAUGCUGGCCAACUACGGUGGGAACGCGAACAACGCGACGGCUGCAAACAACUUCCUCGCCAAUAUCACACUAGCUCAGAUGCGCCAGCAGCAGCAACAACAGCAGCAAUAUCAGCAGCAGCUCUCCCAGCUACAAUCCCAACAGCAGCAGCAGCAGCAGCAGAGUACGCAGCAGCAACAGCUGGCUGCUCUGAUGGCGGCCGGUAAGGUCGGUGCAGGCGCUGCGGCACCCACUGCUGGUAUGGGCGGCGCCGGUGCGAUGAUGCUGCUCUCCAGCGCUGUCGGACCCCAAGUUGACCCCGCCAUUGCUGCCGCGUCCCCAGUGAUGCAGCAGCAGUCUGGAACCGCAGCCGGCACCGGCAACUCCAGCGCAGUCCCCGCCGCAGCAACAUCGGUGGCGCCACCUGCUGCGGGUCCCGCCGCCGGCGGCGCUGGACCCACUGCCGCCGCAGCAGCAGCCACGGGGAAGGGAAAGAUAGAAGUAGACGACGAAUACGGCCUGAAGCAGCUGGUGAAGGUGGUGCAGCCACCGCUGCCAAUGGCCACCACGCCGUACGUGCCGUCCGCGGAUGAGCCGACAGACCCGGUGUCUGGGCGGCCGAUCAGCCAGCAGGACGCCGACGAGCUGAACUUCACCUUUAUCACUCGUGGGGUCGAUAUCACGCAAAUCGGCCUCUCAGUCACGGAGGAGGGGUGGCUGCACACAACCCUCGCGACGCUGCCGCUCGACUCGUACGAGUACUACAUCCUGCCCGAGUUCAAGAUCCCGGACAGCUACAAGAAGCCGCGGCCCAAGUCCCUCUCCAUGAAGUCAUUCCAUCAGUUCAAGGAGGAGACCCUCUUUUACAUCUUCUACAGCAUGCCGCGUGAUGUGCUGCACCUGGCCGCGGCCCGCGCACUCUACGAGCGUGGCUGGCGGUACAACAAGUGUGCCCAGCACUGGUUGCACCCCGUGAAAGCAGACGACGGGUCCCUCAUGGAGAAGACCACGACAGGGCCGAACGGGCAAAAGAUCUUCACCGGCACGUACACCGUCUUUCAACCGAACGAGUGGAAACAGGUGCGCACGCAGCCGAACCAUGUCAUCGCGGCCGCCGACAUUGAGGAGCAGAGUGCGUUGGUGGCUGCUAUGGAAGAGGCGGCGCGACAGCAGUCUCAGCGCGCGCGCAGCAAGGCGGCGCACGGAGCUGGUGGCGGCGGCAGCAGCGCUGCUGCCGCCGCCGGCUCAAACGGCAACAACGGCAGCAGUGCCGGCAACAACACGCCCUCGGCGAGCGCGUGA